AUGUGUUGCGGUGGCCGCGAAAUUGAGGUGGUGAGGGUGGGAGGGGAGAAAUUGAGGGUGGGGGAGGUGGCUGCGGUGGCCGGGAGGAUGGCGGCGGUAGAGCUGAAUGAGGGGGCAAGGGUUAGAGUUAAGGAGAGUAGUGAAUGGGUGAUGGAGAGUGUUCAUAAGGGUACUGAUUGUUAUGGUGUCACUACUGGCUUUGGUUCAACCUCUCAUAGAAGAACUACUCAAGGUCAUGCCCUUAAAACUGAGCUUAUUAGGUUUCUGAAUGCUGGAAUAUUUGGAAAUGGAACAGAACCAUGUCAUACAUUACCACACAAUGCAACAAGAGCUGCAAUUCUAGUAAGAAUCAACACACUUCUUCAAGGCUACUCAGGAAUCAGAUAUGAAAUACUAGAAGCCAUUGCAAAACUUGUCAACCACAACAUUACACCAUGUUUACCGUUGCGUGGAUCAAUUUCCGCCUCAGGUGACUUAAUAUGCCUUAUUAAUUGUAUACGCACAUUAUUCUGGAUUGGUUUAUGCCUAAUUUAUUGAAUCUAAAGCCUUAUGCCUAAAAAUUAGCACUGGAUUGGUUCUUCUCUGUCUUAGUUAGUUCUACUGCUUCCUUUGUGCUAGUUUUGACAGAUAGAGGCUGAGACUUUAACAUAUUGAAGGCAAACAGAGG
This is a messenger RNA of Trifolium pratense (red clover), 667 nucleotides long. Its product is annotated as phenylalanine ammonia-lyase-like. NCBI's taxonomy places the organism in Eukaryota, Viridiplantae, Streptophyta, Magnoliopsida, Fabales, Fabaceae. The transcript is spliced from 2 exons. The record is from RefSeq and is a predicted model, not a curated record. Bases 1 to 537 code for a protein of 178 amino acids. Gene Ontology annotation, molecular function: phenylalanine ammonia-lyase activity.